This is a messenger RNA of Anopheles moucheti, 797 nucleotides long. Its product is annotated as proteoglycan 4-like. The transcript is spliced from 3 exons. Lineage: Eukaryota; Metazoa; Arthropoda; Insecta; Diptera; Culicidae. The record is from RefSeq and is a predicted model, not a curated record. Bases 106 to 690 code for a protein of 194 amino acids.
ACUAAUCGCGUCUGAUGUGUCAUUUCGUCGAAUUGGCGUGUAUAAAUAUCGCUACACGCCUGUGAUAAACACAACACUCGCGUCUUAUCCUUCCAACGAGAAACAAUGAAGACUUCCAUGAUUUUGCUGUUCUGCGCCGCAAUCGUUUUGGUUGCAGCCGAAGACAAGAAGGGUCCCGCCCGCCAUCAGGACGAUAAGCAUGAAAGCCAUGGUCAGCCCCAGCAGCAGCAGCAUCAGCUGAAGCAACAGCAAUCUCACGAUCAGCACCACCAGGCCCCAGCAGCUCCACAGAAGCAUAAUCAGCAGCAGCACGCACAGCCGGCCCCGUACAAGCACAAGCGCGAGGCGCCAAAGAAUGCCGCUGAAGGACAAUCGACCACUGCUGCACCGAAGGUAAGCGUGGACCCGAAACAACCGUCGGUUCUGCCGGCCGUCGUCGCUGAAGCACCGAAAAACAAGCGUGACACCGUAGCUGCCCAACCGGCUGCUCGCCCAUCUACGAAUGCCCCACCUAAGGCUGGCACUAACGGCCAGCAGAGAAAGCCCCAAGCACCGCGUCCCACCGGUGCCAAGCUGAACCGUGACCAGCCCUCGAACACCGCUCAAUCUGCUACCAAUGCUAAGGCACCGGCUACCGUGAACCAACAAAGUUCUGCCCCGACCACAGCUAACCCCGCCAAGAAGGUGUAAAUCGUUGAAAGGAAGCCGAACUGAUGGCUGAUAAUUUAAUUAUCAAUUUUCCAUCGAAUGUGUGUGUGAUUUUUGCGUAAAAAAUAAACACUUUUCAGUUGCAAUUU